This is a messenger RNA of Mercenaria mercenaria, 1775 nucleotides long. Its product is annotated as monocarboxylate transporter 12-like. Lineage: Eukaryota; Metazoa; Mollusca; Bivalvia; Venerida; Veneridae. Bases 163 to 1722 code for a protein of 519 amino acids. The transcript has 6 exons. Gene Ontology annotation, biological process: transmembrane transport. The record is from RefSeq and is a predicted model, not a curated record. Gene Ontology annotation, molecular function: monocarboxylic acid transmembrane transporter activity.
UCCUCUUAUAUGAAGUACUAUGUACCGUACUGUUGCAACGUAAAAAUAUACAGAAAACUAUAUAUCGUAAGAUAUAAACGUGGUGUCUCGUAAAGGGAACAUAUACAGGUGUAUUUGAACAUUGAAUAAGUAUGUUAUGAUAUUUUUGGGACAUUUUUUAACAUGGAACGUGAAGUGGAGCGCAUCUCGGGUUCACAACGAAGCAACCAUGGUAACAAUAUCCACAGGUGGUUUGUGUUCGCAACUGCGUACAUGUCAAUGAUGAUUGAUGUUGGAUUUAUAUUUUCCUCUGGUGCCUUGUUUGUCGACAUUAUGACCACUUUCUCCACCAGCAGAUCUGAGGCUGCUUUAGUCCAAUCCGUUCUUAUGGCUGUGAGAUUUGGGAUAGGAAUGGUCAGUGGAGCAGUGGUUCAGAGAUUUGGGGCUCUGAAAGCUGGUUUGUUCGGAUCAUGUUUGGCAUCAGCUGGUUUAGUUCUGUCGUAUUUUGCCACGUCUGUAAUGUUUCUGGUACUGAGUAUGGGAGUAAUAUUAGCAAUGGGAUCGUCUUGCCUGUUUAUAGCGUCCUCAGUAGCGGUUGGCCAACAUUUCAAAGGUAAAACAGGCCUCGUACUUAUGUCCGCACAGAGUGCCGGAGGAGGUCUUGGCGGAAUGUUGUACCCUUUUGUCUUAGAGUACCUUGGCGACAGCUACGGGCUCAAAGGUGCUCUGUUAAUUGUUGGUGGACUUUAUAUGCAACUCAUACCCGCAUCGUUACUAUGGACACCGCGUGUAAAGCGUUCUAAGGAAGGCAACAUAAACAUAAGCAUGUCUGGUGAAGACAGGACAAAAGUUAAGCCUGCAAAGCACACAGAGAAAGUAGACAAAGAAUGCAGAGAAGAUACUAGAUUUCUUGAAAGCGAUGAUAAAUAUCAACAAACUUCAACUGAAGAUACUGCAGAUGAAAAUAAUGAUAGUGUGCUAAUAGAGCGGCAGUUGACUACAAUAGAUGACAAACAGGGACGAAGAAAAACUGAAGAUAAAAGAAACCCCGAGGUUAAAGCAAACAAUCGUGGAAAAGAUACAGUUUGGGAAAGUUUGAAACAACUAGCAUUCAAUCCUAGUUUUGUUCUAUUUGCAGUUGGAAUGGGAGUUGCAUACCCUGCAUUGGGGAUUCUUUUCAUAUUUAUUGUGGAUUUAUUUCUUGAUGCUGGUUUGACCGAAGAAGAAGCCUCGCUGGGACUUCUUCUUGUCCAUAUGUUUAGUAUAUUUGGUAGGCUGCUACCUGGAAUUGUAAUGCAAUCAAGGCGUAUAGCAUCAUUAUCAGUUCCGAUAUUUGCUGCUUUGCUAACAUCAUCAGCAAUGGUUGGGUUAGCGUUUGUCAAAAGUUUGGAAGUCAAUUUAUUUUUGUGUUGCCUGAUUGGUCUUCCGUAUGGAGUGUUUGUAUCAGUGUUCAGUGUGACAACACUAAAACUGGUCGGAAUAAAACAACUAUCGAAUGCUAUUGGAGUGUUGUUUACGCUGAAUGGACUCGGGAGUGGCCUAGCCGGACCAAUCAGCGGGUUAUUACGAGAUUUGCUGGGAUCAUACACAACUCCAUUCUUAAUAGCAGCUGGGGUUAUUCUUGUAGGUGCCAUGCUGUUCUGUGUAUCUCUACAGAUAAGAAGAAAACACAAGCACUAUGCGACGGAAAGGACAGCUCUCUUACAGAGUGGCAAACAAACUCAGCAAACAAGCAAUACGUAAAUAUUGUGUAAUAUAAAUAGCUAAAAAGAAUCUAAGAAACAUAAAGAAAUGCA